Didymella exigua CBS 183.55 is the source of this 2075-nucleotide messenger RNA. RefSeq names its product general substrate transporter. Bases 201 to 1763 code for a protein of 520 amino acids. NCBI's taxonomy places the organism in Eukaryota, Fungi, Ascomycota, Dothideomycetes, Pleosporales, Didymellaceae. The record is from RefSeq and is a predicted model, not a curated record. Gene Ontology annotation, cellular component: membrane. Gene Ontology annotation, molecular function: carbohydrate:proton symporter activity. Gene Ontology annotation, biological process: carbohydrate transport; transmembrane transport. The transcript has 4 exons.
GUGACUGCCAAUAACCCCAGAUUCUCACCCCAUGGCACUCGUGGCGUGUUGCAGGGGUUGUAGCUGGCCGCUGUUCAGCCAGCAAGCUCUAUACAAUGAAUGUAUAUAUGCUUCCUGAUGAGACACUUUGAGAUCAGUAUCGAGACACUCAUCUCCUGUCUCCGACCUAUCUCUACGUCUCAUUUCGAACUACACACAUUAUGGACAGCAAGCAAGACGCCGACGUUAUCCAUCGUGAAGAUGUCGCUGUACCGUUCCAACCGGAGGAGGACCAACGGCCCUGGUACAAGCAGCCCGAGCUUCGGAAGCUGUACCUGAUGAUGCCAUUCUUAUUUCUGGGCUCGACGACGCUGGGCUACGAUGGUAGUCUUCUCAACGGUCUUCAAACAAUGCCAGCAUGGCAAGCAUAUUUCCAUCAUCCUACUGGUUCACGACUCGGCCUUCUCGGAGCCUUCCCAGGGUUUGGAGGAUUCGCCGUCCUGCUCUUCACACCAUACAUCGCCGAUAUUCUGGGUCGGCGGAUGGGUACUGCGAUUGGAUGUGUUCUCGUCAUCGUCGGCUCGAUCAUUCAAGCUCUUCCACAAGCCAGCAAUCCGGACGCAAUGUUCCUUGCAGGUCGAUUCAUCAUGGGAAUGGGGAGUAACAUCUCGAACGCCACUUGCCCACUCCUGAUCACCGAGGUCUCUCAUCCAAGACAUAGAGGUCGCGUAACGACCAUCUACAACACACUUUGGUAUCUGGGCUCCAUUCUCGCGGCCUGGACCACUUACGGGACCCUCACACACAUUGCCUCUGACUUGACCUGGCGACUGCCCAUCGGCCUCCAAUGUGCCAUGCCAGGCAUCCAGCUGGUUUUCGUCUAUUUGCUGCCUGAAAGCCCGCGCUGGUUGAUCAGCAAAGACAAGCACGAGGCUGCGAAGAAGGUGCUGACAAAGUACCACGGCAACGGCGAGUACAACGACUUUGUCAACUGGGAGUUCAAUGAGAUCAGUCAGACUUUGAAGGUGGAGAAGGCCGCCAGUGCCACCAGUGGAUGGUAUGAGCUUGUCAGGACCCCUGGCAACAGGAAGAGAUGUUUACUCAUCAUCUUGACCGCGAUCUUCAGUCAGUGCUCGGGCAAUGGCCUAGUGAGCUACUAUCUCGCGGCAGUCCUGCAGACUAUUGGCAUCACUGACGGCUCUAACCAAGCAUUGAUUAAUGGCGGGCUGACAAUUUGGUGCUUCCUCGUCUCUCUCGGCUGCGCCUUCCUCGUCGACCGAAUCGGCCGUCGCACGCUCUUCCUCAGUGCAGGUAUCGGCAUGCUCAUCGCAUUCACUAUCUGGACAGCCUGCAGCGCCGUAUACGCACAGACUGGUAACUCAAGUGCUGGCUCUGCUGUCUUGGCUAUGAUCUUCCUCUUCUAUGGCGCCGCAGGGAUAGCUUGGCCUGGUCUGACAGUAUCGUAUACCGUUGAGAUCCUGCCUUUCAAUAUCCGCGCAAAGGGACUAACGCUUUGUUUUGUGUUUACGUCACUGUCCGGUGUUUUCAACCAGUAUGUGAACCCGAUCGGUAUCCAAUCGCUUGGCUGGAAGUUCUACCUCGUGUACGUUGUGGUUCUUGUACUCGAGUGUCUGGCAAUUUACUUCCUCUACGUGGAGACCAGAGGUCCGACUCUAGAAGAAAUUGCUAUCCUUUUCGAUGGCGAAAACGCCAAUGUGGCAGGCACGAACGUUGUUCUCGGUACAGAUGGAGAGCUGAAGCCUGCGAAAGGGGGCGACUGCUGAAGAGUCGCGCACUCCGCUUUGACUCACUCGAUCAAUGUUGAAUAGUAUUUGGACAUGUUCCGGUUGCCAAGCGUGUCAAACGUGUGCUGGACCUUUACCGGAGACAUCGUCAAUAAUCACGCAGAGAUGCACGGUCUGUUUGCGGAGAUUUUUCACCUUGACCUUAUAUUACUGGACAGGAGAGAGAACGCAGUCAGAUCUGGAGUCAGAUCCUGCUUGAUAUAGAAGUCGCGCAACAGGCAGUCGGGUCGAAUCUGCUGAUCUGAGCCCUUGUGUUGUGUUGAUGUAUAGAGCCUCACAUUGUGUUGACAA